Molecule: messenger RNA, 4060 nt
Organism: Eleginops maclovinus (Patagonian blennie)
Lineage: Eukaryota; Metazoa; Chordata; Actinopteri; Perciformes; Eleginopidae
Product: probable E3 ubiquitin-protein ligase HERC4
Exons: 23
Coding region: 48-3098 (1016 amino acids)
Biological process (GO): protein ubiquitination; ubiquitin-dependent protein catabolic process
Cellular component (GO): cytoplasm
Molecular function (GO): ubiquitin protein ligase activity
Source: RefSeq, a predicted model, not a curated record
UUGUGAGUGCUGAGAAUCAGCUGUGACUUGGGCAGGUGUGUGACAACAUGUUUUCUUGGGGAGAGGACAGUCACAGGGGCUUCUUGCUAAAAGAUCGCUCAAAUAUUGGCCCCCCUAAAGCAGAGGGGCUUCAUCAUCUCCAGCUCAGUUAUCACCUCACGGCUCUGUCUGCGGGUCACACUGUGGUCGCUUUCCUCAAAAGUAAUGGCAACGCGUUUAUCAUUCCCACCACUGAGAGGAAAGAUGGGAGAAGAGUCAGAGGAAAACAGAAGUAUGUGAAUUUUAAAGACAAGAUAAAGGCUGUUAGUUGUGGAGAUGAUACUGUCACACUGCUGUCUGAGAGAGGACAAGUUCUCUGUGCGGACAAAAAGCUUGUUCCAAGGCCUCUGAAGAUGUUGUGUGCAGUUUCGCAGGUCGCCUGUGGGAGCCAUCAUUCAGUUGCCCUGACCAAAGACGGCCGGGUUUUUGUAUGGGGCCAGGGCUCCAGGGGCCAGCUGGGUCUGGGGAAACAGCAGCCCAGCACCAAAGGCCCACAACACCUCAAAUCUCUGUCAGCGAUCCCUCUGGUGCAGAUAGCUGCAGGGGGGGAGCAGAGCUUCGCCCUCUCUGUCUCUGGAGCGGUGUUCAGCUGGGGCGGGAACCACUGUGGGCAGCUCGGCCUGGGAGACACUACAGACAGACAUACACCAACUCCUGUUCGUUGUCUGAACUUGAAGAAAACUAUUCACGUUUCCUGUGGAAAGGACCACACCGCUACUUUGACAAAGGACGGUGCAGUGUUUACAUUUGGCUCUGGUAAAUAUGGACAGCUCGGGCACAACUCAUUCAGAGAUGAACUACGACCUCGGCUUGUUGCAGAGCUCUGGGGGGCAAAGGUCACCAAGAUCGCUUGUGGAAGACAUCACACAUUGGUGUUGAUGGACUCCAAGAGGGUCUACUCCUUUGGGUGUGGAGAGCAGGGGCAGCUGGGACAUGGAAAGGAGAGUCAUCCAUCUGUGCCGCUACCUGUUCAACUGCCAAAAGACACCAGCGGAGAUGCUGUAAUUAGAAACAUCUUCGCAGGGGGAAACUGUUCGUUUGCAACUUACACGUCGACUGAGGAUGUACAGCAGGAGGCAAACACUGUCAGAGUCAACACUGUAACACACUGUCUUGAUCACAUGAUCGACAAAUGGACCGCUGAGUGUGAUUCAAAGUCUUGGAAACAGAUAAAACAGGAAAUUUGCAGGAUGUUUUCCUCUGUUUCCUGUGUGAAUGCAAGCUUCCUUGAGAAAAGCAAAGAUGAACAUUUCCAGACUUCACCAAAGUACUGUGGCCUGAACCUGCCAAUAGCACAACUUGCUUUCCAGAAACUGGUAAAGAAGGACAAAGUGUUUGCAGAGGUUGAAAAUGCUCUCUUGCACUUGCCCUCCUCCCUUGAUAAGAAGCCAGUGGGAGUGGAGGGGUUGAGGAUCUUCCUGAUCCUCAAUGAGCUCCUGCAUGUCAUCCAGAACCACCAAUCUCCUCUAAAGAGCAUAAAGCUCGCUAAGGCGGUCUCUGCUGCUGUAUUAAACUUGUCUGCUGGCAGCCUCCAGGUCAUAGGGGACUGGUGGACCUCACUGCCACCCUCCACCAUGAUUACACAUGUUGAGGUGUGGAAGCAGGCCCUCUCGGUGAUCCUGUCUGACAAACCUGAUCUUCGAAACUCAGAAGUCAGAAACCUGCUACUAGUCCUCCAGCAUAUGUACAACGUCAAUAGCAGGACUGCAGAACCUCAGAAGAUUCCAGAGAGUGAAUUCUGUUUGUUGAUGAACAAAAACAUGUAUUUGGAAGAUUGGCUGCUUUGGCGUUUGGGAUCACAGUACAAGAGGAAUACUGAGCCACUUAUCCUUUGUAGCUUUCCUUCUGUGAUGGAUCUGGAGUCGAAGAAAUAUGUUUUUGACCUGAAUGUUCAUUACACCAAGUUUAAAGCACAAAAUCGCAUUACCUGUGAAAUCACUCGCGAAAACGGAGUGCCUCAGCCUCAAGACCUUGUUUUUGAAGUGGACGUGAGGCGAGGUUCAGUUUUGAAAGACACCUUCGAACAUCUGGCUCUUACUAAUCAGAGUCACUACAAGAUUCCACUUGUGGUUUAUUAUGAUACAAACUUGGCCGGCGUAAGGGAUUUGUAUGGCUACGUAAAAGACUUUUUUUACGAAGUAUUUCACGAGAUGGUGUCAGCUGAAACCGGGAUGUUCAUGUACAAUGACUCCAAGACACUGGCAUGGUUCCCAUCCAAAGCAGCACCAGAGGACCAGAGGUACUUACACUUUGGGGUUCUGUGUGGAUUGGCCUUGUACAACCAGUGUAUCCUUCACCUACCCUUCCCACUGGCUCUUUUCAAGAAGCUGCUCGGUGUGAAGCCUUCACUGGGGGAUAUGAUGGAAUUCAGCCCCUGUGUUGGAGAGUGUCUGAAGAACAUCCUGGAAGACUACACAGAUGAUGAAAUAGAAACCCUCGACAUGGAUUUCUCGAUCAACUGGGAUGGAACAAACAUUGACCUGGAACCUAAAAAUCCUGUGAAGCUUUUGACAGGUCAAAAUAAGAAGGAGUAUGUUGAAGCCUACGUGAAUCAUGCCUUCAACACAUCAGUGCAGGGUGUGUUUCAGGACUUCAAGCGGGGAUUCUUCCAGGUGUGUGAGGAGGAUUUGGUGAAGCUGUUCCGACCACAGGAGCUGCAGGGAGUGCUGGUGGGCAAAGACUUCAAUGACUGGGCUAAACUGAAACAGGCCACAGUUUAUGAGGGGGCGUACAACACGACCCCUCAGCACCGCACCAUACAGAUGUUUUGGGAGGUUUUUGAUGAUCUAACGGAGGAUCAGAAGAAAGCUUUCCUUUGGUUUGUGACCGGUUUUGAACGGGUGCCUAUUCUUGCCAUGGAAAAGUUCACAAUGAAAAUCCAAAUUCAAGAAGUCGAAGACUACCCUGACGAGUACUACCCCAAGGCACAUACAUGUUUCUCAGGCCUGGAGCUGCCCUUGUACUCAACAAAAGAGAUUAUGCGAACCAGGCUGACCGAGGCUCUGAGCAGCAAUAAAAUCAUCUUCAAAGAUGCUGGGCUGAACUCUGAUGGUGUCUAGUCCAAACAGAAGACUGGACAUUGUCAUUGAGCACUUUUUAAACAAAGAAGCACCCUUUGUAGUAUUGCUACCUGUUUAUUAGCAAACUGUAUGGCUGGGAAAAUAUUGAUUAAUAGGAUGAAGUGCGUGGUGGGUUUGUAUCAGAUAUCCUUCCGUAAUAGCAAAAACGCUGAUAGAGAGUAUACUCUAUCUUUGCAUGUAUUUACAUAUUUCAGAAAAGCCCUAUUUAAGUAUUAUUGUCAGAUAAUAAAGGGUGUGACCUUUUUUUUAAAAAUAUUUUGGUAAGUUAUAUUACUAAUUAUCCGUUUUCUUUCUUGUUAUCCCACUGUCUACUAAGCAAUAGGACCCCCCUCUCUCAAGGUGUUUGGUUCUUUCCAGUUGGAACAAUUCCCUACUGGACUGUGUUUGUAAAUUGUUGAAUUAUUGCUGAGUUAUUGUUUCUCCGACGAUUUUAAGGGAGCAAGUUCCUUUAUUUGUUGCUCUUUACUUUACUAAAUUGCCAAAUGAUCAUUGGAGCGAGGGGCGGGGCCAAACUCGGAAGUCAUUUUGAAACAAAAGGCCUCUCCUGGUAAAGGACACCUGUAUUGAUGGUAUAAGAAAGUUUUAGCAUAUCUUGGGAAUUUUCUGGACAGGAGGGAGAGAGGCUUUCAUGGUCUCACAGCUUAUGUUGAUAAGACUCGUUGUGGAGAACAGGGUAAAGGAGAGAGGAAAGGAGGAAAUGUGGAGGCAUGAGAAGUCCUUCCCUCUGAAGCAGCUCGUGAAGCGACAUGCCGACAUUUCUAUUCUUUAUGUUGUAUCUUUAAAACAUGUUGAUAUUGUUCAUACUUGGUUUUAUUUAUUGUUUGUGUUAUCUGGGUCAUGUGUAGAGAGCCGACUGUGUGUGUUCAACAGCAAUCAUAGAUCAACACAUCAAUUGUUUCUGGAAACACCUGCUGUACACAAAUAAAAGUUCAAACAAUUUA